This is a messenger RNA of Fragaria vesca subsp. vesca, 1035 nucleotides long. RefSeq names its product putative cyclic nucleotide-gated ion channel 19-like. The record is from RefSeq and is a predicted model, not a curated record. The transcript has 6 exons. The coding region runs from base 1 to 1035 and encodes 344 amino acids. Lineage: Eukaryota; Viridiplantae; Streptophyta; Magnoliopsida; Rosales; Rosaceae.
AUGAAGCGUCUUGAAAAAGACAAGGACACCCUUUACGUGUUGGAAAAUCUGAAGAAUUUUGGUGCUGAGUCUGGCUCUACCAUUUCUAGUAAUGAGACACUAGUUUUGAACCCACCAAAUGCAAAGACUAAGGGAAUGAAAAAUAGUAGAAUCAAAGAUGUGAUGGAGACAAAUCAAAGGAAGAAGAGAACAAAAGAACAAGAAAACCAAGAAAAUAAUGAUCCAAAAGCUCCAACUGAUGUGUCUACAUUCAAUAAUCAUCGGUUUGUAGUACCUAACAUCCCAACAUUCUGUAAUCAGUAUGGAGUACCUAACAUCCCAACAGUGAGUAAUCAGUUUGGAGUACCCAACACCCCAACAUUCAGUAAUCAGGGAAAUUUAAGUUGGCCUUUUGAGCAUCCUCAUUCACAUGUUAGUUAUGGUCAGAUGCCUUUCUCAAACCAGAGGGUUAACCAAUGUCUUCAAGACGCCUGCCACAAUUCUAAUAUGCAGUCAUGCCCGAACUUAAUAGAUUGUUGGCAUGCUCGUUAUCUUUCCCUGGAUGAGUUAAUUACUAAACGGAGACUAAAUGAGAAGGCUGCUCUUUGUUUUAGUCCCAAUGGAGACUUCUCAUAUGGAAUCUAUGCGCCAAUUAUCAAUAUCACUACGGGACAUAUCAUUACUAAAUAUCUAUACUCAUUGUUUUGGGGGUUUCAGCAAAUCAGCACUUUGGGAGGAAAUCUAACUCCAAGCUAUAACAAUGGUGAAAUUAUCUUUACGAUGGUAAUUAUUGGACUGGGACUCUUCCUCCUUGCUCUUCUGAUCGGAAACAUGCAAAAUUUUCUCCAGUCUCUUGGACAAAGGAGGUCUGAUAUGUUGAUGAGGAGGCGUGAUGUUGAGGCGUGGAUGAGGUACAGAAACUUGCCUGAAGAGUUUAGAAGGCAAGUGAGAAAUGCCGAACAAUAUUCUGCCACGGAUGUAAAUGAAGAACGUAUUUUGGAAAAUUUGCCUGACGAGCUUCAGAUAAAUAUAAGACGCCACUUCUUCGGUUACUAG